AUGCAUCGCAACGAUCCCAAUGCGGGUAGCGAGUCUCCACCGCGGCGCCGUUUUCACCAUGACUACGACGCAGAGGAAUACGCUCCUCGCGUUAAAAUGCAUGGGCAACGCCCGGUGGACUUCUAUUCGACAGCCAUCCGCUAUGUUCAAACGUGGCACUUACACAAACGCACCCCUUACGGGUACCACGUGCCGCCCCAUGAAUAUUUCACCAAGGACCUCCUUGCCUGCACGGAAACCAGCUUCAAUCCUUCCACUGCGUUAUGCACGCAGUGGGCAAGCACUUCUUUUCAUCCGGACGCACGGUCCAGUCGAGUGCGAGUUCCGCUCUACGCCCUCCAGUGGGCCGCCAAUGGGCGGCGUCUGCUAUGCUCGACUGGUCGUGGUGAAUUCUUGCUCUUCAACGGGCGCUCCUUCGGACUGGAGGUGAAAACGGUGGCGCAUGAAGAUAGGCACCCGUGCCGUGCCCUCGCCUGGGGUGGACGCACCGAUGUCAUUCUCAGUGGUGAUGACGCAGGCAAGAUGAAGGUUUGGCGAUCUAACUUUGUGCUAAUGGCGGAGCUCGAUUCAAACCACCGUGCCGUGCGAGAAAUCACAUGGGCCCCGCUGGAGGCGAAGUUCUGCAGCUCGGGGCAGGACGGCACGGCGCGAGUUUGGGAUACCCAAACGGUUGGCUCCCGCGGCUCCACGGAGCAGCCGGCGCAGGAGGAGGUGAAGCUUGAGGGCCACGGCGGCGACGUGACCACCACGCACUGGCACCCGUACCGUUCCCUUAUCGCAACCGGGAGCCAGGACAUGCAGUGCCGGCUGUGGGACCCGCGGACAGCGGCCCGCGGCAGCAUUGCGGCGCUCUGCGGCCACAGCCAACCUGUAACACGCGUGCGCUGGCACCCCGACGGCCGUACGGUGCUGAGUGCGUCGAAAGACGGAACCAUUAAGCUUUGGGAUAUCCGCAAGACGCAGCCAGAGUUGAUCCGCUUCAAGGGUCAUAGCGACAGCGUAGACCAUAUUGAGUGGCAUCCAGUGGUACCUGACCUCUUCGCAAGCUGUGGUGCGGAUGGACGCAUCAUGUACUGGAUGGUCGACGAGUGUGACGGCACCCCAACGCACGGCGUGCUGGAAGCCAUCAAGGACGCCGCCACCAUCGAGGCUGCACAUGAUCGAUUUAGAGAGAAGGCAAACCCAGUCUUCACAUUGGCGUGGUGCCCACUGGGAAACCUGCUGGCAUCAUGUAGGACAGAAGUAAAGUACUGGAGUCGUAAUAAGCCUGGCGCGCUGGAGGAGAAAGAGAGGGGCGCAGAAGAUGAGGAUGUCUUGGAGGAUGACAUAAAUGCAGUGUGA
Messenger RNA from Phytomonas sp. Hart1, 1341 nucleotides. The record is from the annotation of a GenBank genome assembly. NCBI's taxonomy places the organism in Eukaryota, Euglenozoa, Kinetoplastea, Trypanosomatida, Trypanosomatidae.